AUGAAGCCACGUGAUAUGUUCGCAGCUCAGUGGAAUGGUACCAUGAUGUUAAGUGAUAUGACGUUGCGCUCGUUGGGUGCGCUCAGUGAGAGGGACGAUGAGACGUUCGCCGUCCAGCACGCCAACAGCAAAACUUUCCUCCUGCUUCUCGUCAUUAUUCCAAUAUGUGGCCUAGAUGCCAUGACCCUUACCAAGCUGCGUAUCGGACGAUGCAGCUGGAGGACUGCUAUCAGUGAAGAGGGCAAAAUUGUGCUAACGGUCGCGUACCCAGCUCGUUAUAAUGCAGCGCGAAAGUGGUUCGGAUCGGAAACUACAAAAAUACGACGCGGCUUGCCACAGGGUAGAUAG
Molecule: messenger RNA, 348 nt
Organism: Gongylonema pulchrum
Lineage: Eukaryota; Metazoa; Nematoda; Chromadorea; Rhabditida; Gongylonematidae
Source: the annotation of a GenBank genome assembly